UUUUGUCUUGUGACCAUGCUGGGCAAUUCGGUGACGUGGGAGAAAGUGAGCCAUCUCUCGGUGCAAGACGAGGCGCAGAUGCAAUUUCUGGACGCUCAAGCGAACCUGGCCGACGCGAAGAAGUCUGUUACACGCAACAGCCAUGGCAUUGACAUGGCAGCAGAUGGCAAGGCGAUUGGCGUGUGGCGGGUGACCGUUCUCGGGGCCGAGGACCUCAACCUUGACGGAAUCGUUGACCUCAACCUGACUGGAACCACCACAGUUGUGGGCACGGUAGCUAUCGCUGCAUCUGCUGUGGAAAAGGGCAAAUUGUACGUGCGAGCCGCCAAGACAGACCCUACCACCGUGGACAGCGUGACGAAGCGUUGUUUCUGGAACAAGGGCUCGUCCGCCACCGUUGUGUUCACGGGGAUCAAGUCCAAGGCGGCCACUGCAACGUUUACGUUGCACCAUCCCUCUCCCGUUGUGGCGGAUGUGUUUGUCGGAACUUGCAAGCUCGAUGUGGCACAGCUCCUCGACCAAGAACCUGUUUCGUUGUGGGUGCCGUUGGCAGGACCACCCGGUCAAACGUCAUCCGAGUCGUCGUACGGACGGGUGCACGUCUCGAUGACGUUCGAGUACGAUGCUGUCGCCCGCCUCGAACGCACUGUGGCGAAAUUAGCUUCUCGAAGAGAAUUCCUCGAAGCCGAAGCGCGCUUGUUCGAUCAAACUGCGCCUUUGGUUCAAGCCACGAUUCGCCAUCCUGCAGCCUUCGGCUCCGCCGCCGCCGCCGCGGGCCUGUAUAUUCCCGGCCACCGGUUUACUCCCGACGUGUUCCAUCCUGCGGCAGUUGCACGGACGCCUCUCGCGGACGGCACCAAAGUCGUCACUCCAUUUGGCAAGGGUACCGUCGUCACGUUUCGGGAAUCCACGCGCAUGUACGUUGUCCUGAUGGCGGCGUCGCCUGGCCAAGUGAAGCGAACCACAACAGCCUACCUGCGGGAAGACUCUGUCUCGGAAGAUAUCGAAGUCAAGCCGCGGCUGCGACCGGGGGUCAAGGUCUCGACCCCGUACGGCAGUGGCACCGUCGUGUCCGUACGAGCUGCCGAUGGGGUUGUGUGUGUGCAAUCUACCUUUGGGACAUUGUUCAUGCAGCCCAAGGACGUGGCGUUGGAGGGUGGCGUGCAGGUUGCAGACAUGACCAACAAGGAGCGCAUUGACGCGGCCGUCGCAAAGUCUUCGGAAGGAAACGCUGCCUUCAAGGCCGAGGCGCUGGACGAAGCUGUGACGCAAUACCUGUCGAGCCUCACCUUUCUCAAGCACGUCGACCAGGACUCGGCGUCUCACAAAGAAAAAGCCGUCGUGCUGCAAACGAUGAUUCGGUGUCACCUGAACCUGGCUGCCUGCAAAUUGAAGAAAGAAGAGCACGCCGACGCGUGGACUGCGGCCUCGAAUGCGAUUUCGAUCUUGCAAGCAUUGACUGAGAACCGCCAUGGAAAAGUUGCUGCGUGGAUGGGUCGCCUCGGCAUGACUGAAGCUCAGAUCUUCAACGAAUGGCCAAGCAAAGCACGGUUUCGCCGCGCCACUGCCCUCGUGGCGAUGGAAAAUGUCGUUGAAGCGCGACAGGAUCUUAUGGUGGCAGUCAAGUUGAUGCCGAAGGACAAGGCGUGCCGACAGCUCUUGGAUGUAGUGACCAAACGGAUUGCACUUGAAAAGGAGAAGGAAAAGUUGCGAUGGGGAGGCUUCCUCGUGAAUCCGCCCGAACAGGCGACGUCGUCGGCUUCGAGCACCCCAAAGGCCAAACCUUUACCACCCAAGUCCAAGGCAAUUAUGACAACGACGAAAUCGAUUGAUGCAGAGACCAAGAAGGAUGAGGCUGUUGCGUGGUACCAGAGCACGACCGUUCUGGCGGCGGCAUCAGUGGCGGUUGCUGGCGCAGCGGUGCUCCUCAUUGCGGGGCUUUCCAAACGGAAUAAAUAGAGUAACCAAGUAGACAACGACGGAUGUAUUGAUCGACCAAUUCAAAGUAAAAACGCCAGCCACCCAGCGAUAAACGCAAGGCCCCCAAACGGCUACAAUUUCCAUCGUGAGUCUCAGCAUGAGCAGGAAUAUCACAAGUCAAUCUUACCGUAAUGAUUCCGA
This is a messenger RNA of Aphanomyces invadans, 2121 nucleotides long. RefSeq lists its product as hypothetical. Bases 16 to 1959 code for a protein of 647 amino acids. The transcript has 2 exons. The record is from RefSeq and is a predicted model, not a curated record. NCBI's taxonomy places the organism in Eukaryota, Oomycota, Saprolegniomycetes, Saprolegniales, Verrucalvaceae. Gene Ontology annotation, molecular function: protein binding.